AUGGCGUCCUGGAAUUCUGUUCCGCUGGAAGUGUUAUACAACGUGUUGGGUUGGGUCGCUUUUUUCUCUUGGUCGAUCAGUUUCUAUCCCCAAGUCAUCCUAAAUUUUCGACGAAAAAGUGUGGUGGGGCUGAAUUUCGAUUUCGUGGUGCUGAAUCUGACGAAACAUUCAUCGUAUCUCAUCUACAACGCUUCUCUCUUCUUUAGCUCUGAUGUUCAGAGGCAGUACCGCCAGAAAUAUGGCCUUGAUGAGAUGAUACCUGUAGCUGCAAAUGAUGUAGCUUUCUCAGUGCAUGCUGUUCUAUUGACUGCAUUUACGUUGUUCCAAAUUGCUAUUUACGAACGUGGAAAUCAGAAGGUCUCAAAGACUUCUAUUGGAAUUGUCACUGUUGCGUGCACUUUGCAAGUUGUUAUGACAGUCAUCAAAUAUAUUCCACAGGCACUUAUGAACUUUCGGCUAAAGAGCACGGUUGGAUUUAGCAUUGGCAACAUUUUGCUUGAUUUAUUUGGAGGCGUGACAAAUUAUGGCCAGAUGGCUGUGCAGUCUAUAGAUCAAAAUUCCUGGGUGAACUUUUAUGGAAAUAUUGGGAAGACACUGUUAUCUUUGGUGUCCAUUUUCUUUGACAUUAUCUUCAUCGUGCAACAUUAUGUGCUCUAUCCUGCCAAGAAAAUGGUAAUUUCUCCUAAUCUUGAUGCUUUAAGCAAGGAGGAGGCACUUCUUAAGUCUUCCGAUCACCCUCAUUUGGACAAUAGGAGAUUAGAAGUUGAGGAUCAACUUCAGAACAUCUCUCCUCCUGAGCUCAUCUAUUUGAAACUAUUAUCGCUUAUUUUGGACUCUGAAAAGAGGAGAUUAGAAGUUGAGGAUCAACUUCAGAACAUCUCUCCUCCUGAGAUCAUCUAUUUGAAACCAUUAUAG
Molecule: messenger RNA, 915 nt
Organism: Ilex paraguariensis (yerba mate)
Lineage: Eukaryota; Viridiplantae; Streptophyta; Magnoliopsida; Aquifoliales; Aquifoliaceae
Source: the annotation of a GenBank genome assembly